Paramisgurnus dabryanus is the source of this 1582-nucleotide messenger RNA. RefSeq lists its product as uncharacterized. Gene Ontology annotation, molecular function: DNA binding. Lineage: Eukaryota; Metazoa; Chordata; Actinopteri; Cypriniformes; Cobitidae. The record is from RefSeq and is a predicted model, not a curated record.
AUGGACUUUGUAGCUAAUUGUCCAAUCACAGACUGUCAUUUGAAACUCCAUGAUGCAGACGGCGUGCGAACUGUCUGCGAACGCGAUUUAACGACACGGCACGACGACACAGACACCAUGUCGCUUCCCAGCUAUGGGCUGUUUUAUUUCCCAGACAAUGACAUGGUGAAGGUGGACAGCACCGAUAUCAUUUUAAAACCGCACAGACGACCAGAAUUUGUAGUGCAGUCCCGCGAACAACUUCACAGUGAAGAGGGCUACAUCGAGGUGCGCCUGCCAAGUCGCAGCCGCAAUGGACAGACGAAAAACCUUGCAGCUAAAAUUCUUCUUCUUGGUGAUGUUUACAAAGACUUAAUUGUGAAGAGAGAUGCGUUUAAGAAAGGAGAAGACAUCUGGAAGACCACCACCCAGCAAACAUCCUUAAAGAUUGUACGUACAUCACAAAAUGCAGCUGAUGUUGCAAUGGGAGACAAACUCAAAAGAGACAUCCAGAACUUACAAAAGAAAAAAGUACCACCGAUAACCUCUACUCCAGUGUCAGAGGAUUCUGAUAACACAGACAUUGACCUGUUUGAUAACACAGAGCAGAGAAGAUCAAGGAAAAGAUCUGCACUGGACAGUGAUGACGAAGAAGAAUUUACUGGAAACAAGGAGUGUGACAACAGUGUUUUGCAGAGGACAUCUCCACUGAACACUCCUGUCAUGCUUGAUGGUGAUGUUGUCAAAGCAUUAAAAGAGCUUCCUGGGUUAGUAGCAUCUCUCAAAGAUGUCUUGGAGUCUAUGGAUAGAGGAAGAUCAUGCAGCUCAAGUUCCAGUGAGCUGUCUCUUGCUGAUUCCUCGGAAAUGAUUUCCCUUGCUGAGUCUGAUGUAAAAGUCCCCCGGAGGAUGUAUGACAGACUGAAUAAGUCACGAGUUUCAAUUUUUACACAGGAAUUGGUCUCUUUAGUUUUUGGAAAAGAGAAACUAGCAAGAUGUACUCUGACCGGGAAGUCUGGAAAUCAAACCUCAAAAGACCAAUUGGACCCUCACAAAGUUGCUGUUGUCAUAGAUACUGUAAUUAAACAAUUUCCAAACACUACAGUGUCAGAGGUGCGAGCCCUCAUUCGCAGGAUGUGCAAUAAUGAGGCAAACUCGAAGAGCAGUCGCGCUUCUCUGGAAAUAUGAGGAUAGUGAUGUUUCAGUUGGUUUGUUUGUUAAAAAUGCAUUUUAUUGACCUUUGUUUUUCUGUAUUUGGAAUAACUGCAUGGAUCUAUUGGUUGUUUGUUAAAAAUGCACUUUAUUUGUUUCUUUAGUGUUUUUUGUUGGUUCGUUUGUUUGUUGUAUCUCUGCAGGUCGGCAAAAUUUUAUGUGAAGAUGUUUUUCUAAAGAGUUUACAAAUGCUGCUGUGUAAUGUACACCAAAUGUAAAAAAAAAUACAUAAGUUUGUAUUUUUCAAAAUGCGUAUUUUACAUAUUUUUAAUCUGCAAGAAGUUUUUGGCAUUGUGUUGAAAAUGCAGUAUUGUCAUACUAAAUUGUUCUGCAGGUCGGCAAAAUUUUAUGUGAAGAUGUUUUUCUAAAGAGUUUACAAAUGCUGCUGUGUAAU